AUGUCUCUUCAACAAUGGGAGCGUCAAGCCCAACGGGGCAGAGAUAUCCUCAACAACUCCAUUCCCAAACAAUGGCUUGCAUCAGUUGAAAGUCUCCCUCCAGCUUCACAGAAAAAUGUGAUUGAUUUCCCAAAGAAAAGCGGACUACUGAGCGAGCGUGAGCUCUCAAUCACGGAUCUCUCCGCUACACAACUUGUCACAAAGAUGGGGAUAGGGGAACUAAAGGCCGAGGAGGUAGUGGUGGCAUUUUUGAAGAGGGCGGUUCUUGGACACCAGCUGCUGAAUUUUGCAACGGAAUUCUUGGCAGAUGAAGCAAUCGCCAGAGCCAAGGAGCUGGAUGCACACUUUCAACGAACUGGAAAGCUUGUCGGCCCUUUGCACGGUGUUCCUAUUAGUGUUAAAGAGCAUGUUGGUAUGAAGAACAAGACAUGUAACACCGGCUAUGUGGCAUGGGUUGACGAAGUCGCCACCGAAGAUGCCCAUUUGCUUCAAUUAUUAUCAAAUGCCGGUGCAGUGUUCCACGUCCGAACAAACCAGCCACAGGCCCUCAUGCAUCUUUGCUGUGAGAACAAUAUCACAGGAGCGACGUUGAACCCUUACAAUCGCACCUUGACCCCAGGAGGAUCAUCGGGUGGUGAAGGUGCUUCCACGGGCUUCAAAUGCGCACCACUUGGUAUCGGCACAGAUAUUGGUGGAUCAAUUCGUUGUCCAGCUGCGUUUUGUGGCUCCUAUGGAUUCCGGCCUACAGCAAUGCGUAAUCCACUAGCUGGGGCCAAAGUCGCGGCAAUUGGACAGGAGACAAUCCACGGUGUUAUUGGGCCUUUGGCCAGCAGUUCAUUAGAGGAUAUUGAACUAUUUCAAAAGGCAGUACUGGAUCAAGAGCCUUGGGAUGUCGAAACAUCUUUGGUACCGGUUCCAUGGAAGACUGUGACUCCUACUAGGAGUAUGACUGUGGGUAUUAUGUGGGAUGAUGGUAUUGUUCGCCCUCAUCCACCAGUAACCAGAGCACUCAAACUUGCAAAAGAAAAGCUCGUCGCUGCUGGAAUCAACGUUGUUGACUGGGAGCCAUACAAGCAUGAUCACGGAUGGAAGAUUAUUUCUAGCCUUUACUACCCCGAAAGCGCCGCCUUGCAGCGCAAAGUCAUUCGUGAAUCAGGCGAGCCAAUACUCCCACUGACCGACUGGGUCUUCAACUACUCCCGACCAGACCCACUUACUCACCCCGAAGCAUGGGAACUGCAAUACCAACGCGAUGUCUACCGCGACGAGUAUAACGCCGUGCUGAAAAGCCGAGGCGUCGACUUUAUCAUAUCACCCGCGUAUCCCGGUGUUGCGGCGGUAUAUGGCGAAUCGCAUUACUGGAAUUACACCGCGAUCUGGAAUGUGCUGGAUCUUCCGUCGGUGGUGUUUCCAUCGGGCAUUGCGGUUGAUUCGAAGUUGGAUGCUUUGACGGAGCAGGAUAAGAAAUAUAAACCGCGUAGUGAGGCUGAGGAAAGGGAGUGGGGAAAGUAUGAGGGUCCCGAGCGAUAUGAAGGUGCACCUGUGGCUUUGCAGGUUGCAGGGAAGCAUUUCAAGGAUGAAGAGACUUUGGCAGCUGCCAAGUUGAUUGAGGAAAUUAUCAAAGAUGGGAAGAAAGUUUCUAAACUUUGA
Molecule: messenger RNA, 1650 nt
Organism: Penicillium odoratum
Lineage: Eukaryota; Fungi; Ascomycota; Eurotiomycetes; Eurotiales; Aspergillaceae
Exons: 7
Coding region: 1-1650 (549 amino acids)
Source: RefSeq, a predicted model, not a curated record